Messenger RNA from Doryrhamphus excisus (bluestripe pipefish), 2685 nucleotides. RefSeq lists its product as uncharacterized. Gene Ontology annotation, biological process: regulation of transcription by RNA polymerase II. The record is from RefSeq and is a predicted model, not a curated record. Lineage: Eukaryota; Metazoa; Chordata; Actinopteri; Syngnathiformes; Syngnathidae. Gene Ontology annotation, molecular function: DNA-binding transcription factor activity, RNA polymerase II-specific; RNA polymerase II cis-regulatory region sequence-specific DNA binding.
UACAAGCUUCGCGGAAGCGCCCACUCCAUGACUCGACACACGAGUAUAAGUUAAAAUAUUUAAUGUAAACGACGCAUAGAUUAAAUUACAGUGAAGUGACAAUUUUAUUAAUGUCAGUAUAAACUCGUCUCGGUGAAGCUAAUCAUGCUAGCUUAGCUUGCUAGCUGCUCAACAAAGAGACCCGGAAGUUAUCAAGAAAUUGCUAAGGAAGUGUUCGUGUAAAGUGUAGUGAUUGUGUGAAAAUGUGUAAAAUACAAAUGCUGAGAGCGUUGGUCAAUCAGCGGUUAACUGCGGCUGUUGAAGAAAUAUUUGGAGUAUUAGAAAGAACGAUAGCAGAGUACGAGGAGGAACUUUGUCGAACAAAAGAGGAGAACCAGCGCCAACGUCAACUACUGGACGUUGCUUUAAAGAAGCCCCAGGUUGUGUUACACAGAGCAGACAUCAGUGAAGAACAUGUUCCUCCUGAGCAGCAGGAGUGGAAGCCCAGGAUGGAGCAAGAAGAGUCACAGCCAUCCAACAUUAAAGAGGAAAAAGAGGAGCCACAGCCCCCCCACAUUAAAGAGGAAGAGGAGGAUCACAGCAUCAGUCAGGAGGGAGAGCAUCUUCAAGGACAGGAGGAGUUCCCAGUGAUUGUUGUCCCUGUGAAGAGUGAAGAUGAUGAAGACCAAGAUCAAAGUGAGGAGGAGAGAGAGGUGGAGCCUCCUAGCAGCAGCUCCACUCGUCACAUGACAACAGAAGCUGAUGGAGACCACUGUGGAGGAUCACAAGCAGACAACCUCUUAGCUCCACUAUCAGAUAGCGACGACAUAACGUCACACUCUCCUGACACUGAUGAUGAAGACUCUGAAGCUGAUAUGACAUGUCACACUGACAACACACGCUGGAAAUGCUCUCAAUGUGACAAAACAUUUGUUAACAAGGGAAAUCUCAAAAUGCACAUGAGAUAUCACACAGGAGAGAAACCUUUCACCUGCUCAAUUUGUGGAAAAAGAUUCUCUCAGCAGUCAAAUUUAAAAGUUCAUACAAGAAGACACACUGGAGAGAAAGCUUUUGCUUGCACGGUGUGCGGUAAAAGUUUUUCUCAAACAAGUGAUUUGAAACGACACACAAGAAUACACACUGGAGAGAAACUAUUUCCUUGCACAGUGUGUGGGAAAAGAUUUUUUGAGCGGUCACAUUUGAAAGUGCAUACAAGAAAACACACUGGAGAGAAACCUUUUCCUUGCACAGUGUGCGGGAAAAGAUUCAAUCGCAAAUGUCAUUUAACGAGCCACACAAGAAGACACACUGGAGAGAAACCAUUUCCUUGCACGGUGUGUGGGAAAAGAUUUUUUGAGCAAACGCAUUUGAAAGUGCAUACAAGGAAGCACACUGGAGAGAAACCUUUUCUUUGCACGGUGUGUGGCAAAAGAUUCGAUGCUCAGAGUAGUUUAAAUAGACACACAAAAAUACACACUGGAGAGAAACCUUUUCCCUGUGCAGUGUGCGGUGCAAGAUUUGCUCGGAACUCACAUUUGAAAGCACACACAAGAACACACACUAGAGAAAUUGUUCAGUCUGUGGUCAGCGAGUCACAAAUAGUCCAAACUUGACUGAACACAAGGAAUCCACACUGGGGAGGAACUUAAACACUCGAAAGAGCGGUAACUAAGAAUUAGCAAGACAGUAUUACUGUUAAAAGACUACAAAAGAACUUUAAACUGUUGUUCAAUAUGUUUGCAAUGAUUAUUUCAUAUAUGUAUGAACACACUUUUUACACACAAUUGUACAUUUGACUCUUAGGGUUUUAAUUUCGUGGCAGAGUGUGGCGCACCCCACACAGUGGAAAUUUCAUCCAGCGCACCACUGUAAUAAACUGGACUGCCCCAAGAUGGGCGUGGUGGCGCACCAGUAGAGGUGUCCACAUUUUCAGCUUGGCACAGUGACAAUUUUGUGACAUAACAAUGUGCCGAAGUUGCGCUGAAAGCUCAGCAGCUCUGACCUGGUCUAUUUUGGGCGCAGGCGAAGCGCACCCUGCGCACUGGUAAAUUGACUGACGGGCGCACAGUGUACACACUGAACCAGAAACCACUAUUUAAUGUAAUGGUCUGAAGCAGCAUGUACAUUUGUGUAUUAAUUGUCCCAUCACAUCGGAUGUCAGGUCAAAGACGUCAUGCAUAAUGGGAAAGUAUGAUGCUAACCGGGCCGGGGCCCGGCUGUACGGAAGCGCCCCCUAAAUAAAUGGCUUGCCUACUUCCAGACUUCAACAACCAAACAAUGUUAUAUUAAUCUUCGUUUUGCGGUGCCUUUGCUCAUUUGCAUACUAACAGUGAUUGGAUGUUGACUGAGGAGUCCACCUUUAAAGGCAAUGACAGGCGUUCAUUUGAUUUGUUAAUAUUACACCCGGCUAUGUUAAACCCUCUCGUGCCUCUCUCCUCCCUCAAUGGCACUUGCGGCAGUGGAAGGGACGGCGGUGUGGGUGCGCUGGACUGCGCUGCUCGCGAAAAUUGCAAAGUGCUCUGACCACACCCCAUUGGCGCCUGCUCUAUGAAAUUAGAGCCCUUAGUCAUUUGCAUGGGUUUGAUCCCUGGCCAGGGUUGCGUCAGGAUGGACAUCCGGUAUAAAAAUCUCAGUGCUCAGAAAAAGUGUGUUAAGUUUCAUGGUUUUCUGAAUAAAUUUAUCAAAAUAUGAAGUUGUUUUCAUCUA